AUGCCGGCAGACUCUGCCCAAAAUGCACGCGCUGGCUGUUUCAGCGUGCUGCUCUCCUGCGCCUGUUGCUUGGUCGCCGCCCAGUGCUCGAUGCUCAACACAGCAGCGCGGCUGCGGCGAAGUGGGGACGACGAAGGAUCCUGGCUCCGAUGUGUGGCCAUCGACUUUGCUUCAGGUCUGAACGCCGGCUGGCUUGCUGCAGCCACCGGUAUUGGCAUUUGGCAGGCCCUUGACCUCUUCCCAUCAGGUAGCCGGAUCUCUCCGAUGUUCAGCAAUGGCUUGGUCUACGCCGUGUCCUUCUACAGUCUCUUCGCCUCUUCUGUACUUGGCGGGAAGCCAGUGCAGGGUUUCGGUGUCGGCUACGCCUUGGCAACGAUGUGGGCUCUG
This is a messenger RNA of Symbiodinium pilosum, 387 nucleotides long. NCBI's taxonomy places the organism in Eukaryota, Dinophyceae, Suessiales, Symbiodiniaceae. The record is from the annotation of a GenBank genome assembly.